Actinia tenebrosa (Australian red waratah sea anemone) is the source of this 2622-nucleotide messenger RNA. Its product is annotated as vesicular glutamate transporter 3. Gene Ontology annotation, biological process: monoatomic anion transport; transmembrane transport. NCBI's taxonomy places the organism in Eukaryota, Metazoa, Cnidaria, Anthozoa, Actiniaria, Actiniidae. The record is from RefSeq and is a predicted model, not a curated record. Gene Ontology annotation, cellular component: membrane. Gene Ontology annotation, molecular function: transmembrane transporter activity.
CGCCCGCUGCAAAUACCUGCUCUUUGCCAAAGUCAGUAUCUAUGUAUGAUUAGCUUAGAACUGCAUGCAAUUUAUCCACGAAAUGGGAAGUUCUGUAGUUUGUAAGUAUGACAGUACUUGAAUUUUCAAAAUUCUUGAGGCUUGUUAUAGUUUAACUUUUCACUCAAGSUCUCGUGAACGACGCUCAAAAUUUCUUUGUCAUGACAAUGAAGGUAUCCUCUGUCGAUAAGACGUUACCUCAGUCGUACCAUAUAUAGUCGAUCGCGCGCUAUGCAGUUUAUUUAUAAGUGUUACUGAUUCAAGCACAAAAUGCCAUACUUUCUUAUAUUUYGUAUUGAUUUUUUUGUUUGUAUUUUUUAUCUUGUAUGUUUAAUUUUCGUUACCAAUGAAAAUGAUAAUGGCCCACUUAACCACCUGUAUAGUAUGUAACUACUAUUAUAAACACUCGUGAAGCUAGACGAGCAAGUACUAAUCGAUCUUCAUGAACUGAGAUCUUCACGUGUACAGAGUGAAAAAUGGAAAAGGAAUCUUGGAUCCCAAAGCGAUACAUCCUCUCAGGUUUGAUCUUUCUAGGUUUCUUUAACAUGUAUGCAUUGAGAGUCAACUUAAAUGUGGCGAUCGGAGCGAUGGCUAAGAAUCACACGAUUUUGCUCAACGGACAUGAGGUKGAAGAGGAAGCUGAAUUUAAAUGGAGUUCGAGAUUACAAGGUGUCGUGCUUGGCUCUUUCUACUAUGGUUACAUCGCACUCCAAAUAGUAGGAGGAGGUCUGGCGAUCAAGCUGGGAGCGACUCGUCUUUACGGCCUGUCGUUAUUCACGGCAUCUUUCCUCACCUUGCUCACGCCCAUGGUAACGAGAUGUAGUGUUUAUCUGUUGGUAGUGAUACGAAUAAUAGAAGGACUUGUCUUGAAAUGGGCGCCAUCAUCAGAACGUGCAACACUGCUGACCAUUAGUGUUGCAGGAUGUACAAUUGGUAGCGUUGCUACGAUGCCGAUCACAGGAUUAUUAACCAUGACGGGCUAUGAUGGUGGAUGGCCAUUGGUCUUUUAUUGUUUUGGUCUGUCAGGAAUGCUCUGGUAUACAUUAUGGUUAUUUUUGGUAUACGAGACGCCAAGUGAACACCCAACGAUCUCGGUAAAAGAAAAAGAAUACAUCGAACAGACUGCAGUCAGCGGAGAGGAGUCAAAAGGCGAAAUACCAUGGAGAAAGCUUCUGACAUCACAUCGAGUAUGGGCCAUAACUGCUGCUGCUUUCGCUGCUGACUGGGGAUUAUACGUGCUUCUGAUCUGCAUGCCGUUAUACUUACUUGACAUCGUACACUUUGACUUACAACAGAUGGGUUUCGUGGCAGCCGUACCGUUCCUGUUCAAAAGCUUCUCAUGUCCUUUUGGUGGCUUCUUAUCGGACUUUCUGUUGCGUCGUGGAUUUUUGAGUAUAUUAGGUGCAAGGAGAUUGUUCUUUACUUUAGGUGCCACUACUUGUAUUUACCUCCUACUCGCCGGCUAUACUAAAGACUCUACUCUGAUAGUAUUUUACAUCGCCCUGGCUGGUUUCGCAUCGGGCCUGACGUAUGCAGGUUUCCAUGUCAACAUGCUAGACAUCGCUCCACGUAAUGCCUCAAUUAUCAUGGGUUUAUGUAACACUGUUGGUGGAACUACAGGAUUCAUCACACCAAUGAUGGUGGGAUUCCUUACUAGAGGRAAGACGGCGCAAGAAUGGAAGACAGUGUUUUGGAUAACACUGAUGAUCUACAUUUGUUGCACGAGUCUAUUUUGUAUAUUUAUAACAGAUAAGCGACAGGAAUGGGAUAAACCCAGCUACGAAGUGAUUCCAGAACUAUCGCUCUCUAUUGUAGAACUAGACCAUGAAGAUUCGCUAGAGAAGAAGAACGAAAAUGAAAAAAUCGGAGAUCCAGGUCAAGAAGACUCUGUGGAAAAUAACGGUGAAAAGGAUAAAAACGAAUAACAAGCACACAUGUGGACGCUCACCGAUAAACUAAUCGUAAUACCUUGMUUUCCUGGAAAUGGAAGACUGAACUUCAUGUGUGUAAAAAGAUAAAAAUUAAUAUUCUAAUUUCAUUUUUAAAAAUAUAAUUUUUGUGAAAAGUUAUAUAUUUUUUAUAUACAAGAAUACGUAGAGGUUGUGGUGUAAUACCACGAGCUGUCUGUGYUUGUAACAUACGCUCUUGCGCAAGUUGUGUGUGUGUGUUUUUUUUUGGUUAACGGCAAUCUUUUUUUAACAAGAAAUUCAGGUUGUGUGUAUGUAGUAUUAAUGUCAUGUUGUUAUUUAUGUGUACACUGAAUAUCUGACAUGUUAUUGUAAAGAAAAGUGUCAACAAAUACGGACAAAGAAAACAUAUUAAGUAUUAUUUAAAAAGGCUGACAAGCACAAGAACCAACAGAGGUUGGCUUUCAUUGUCAAUAAACAAGUCAUAGCACAGCUAAGAGUGAUGUGUGGCUGGGAAGUCCAGGUCUAYAUAUCUAACCCUGAUCUGACACAAAAAAUACAGCGCUGACUUAGUUUUUGCAUAGAAGGAUUAUAGAACUGUACGCUUUAAAAAAGUACAAGUUUUUUCAGUUUGCUUUUGUAUAAAUUUAUUGAAUAAAUAAACAUUGCGAACGUA